Messenger RNA from Colletotrichum paranaense, 447 nucleotides. RefSeq lists its product as uncharacterized. The transcript has a single exon. Bases 1 to 447 code for a protein of 148 amino acids. The record is from RefSeq and is a predicted model, not a curated record. NCBI's taxonomy places the organism in Eukaryota, Fungi, Ascomycota, Sordariomycetes, Glomerellales, Glomerellaceae.
AUGUAUCCGUACCUGUUUCUAGUGUUAGUCUGGGUAAGUAGCUAUUUGGUUGUCAGCAACCCAUUUUGUAUCUUUGUCUCUUGCCUCGGUACAUAUUUGAGCGUUUUCUUUCGCAUCAAAGACAGACUCUGGCUCAACAACUCAGCCCUGCCCCUGUUCACUGCCCCGGUCACCCAAACUGAGGGAUCGGGUAGUCUCCGUCGAAAUGGGAAACGAAUACGCCACAUUCUAGAAAAAAAGAGGGAAAAAAAGAACCGAAAUGAUAAACCUACCAGACACUCACAUUUUGCGAGCACACUUUGCGAGUGGGAAAAGUUUUUCUGUCAUGCCCUUGAUAUCACUCACUUGAUUAUUAGUAGCCCCUUGAUCCAUCGGAGGCUAGACCAAAUCGUAACAGCAACGGCCGGGUGGCCAAGGUGCCGUUCGGAGCAAAAUUGGGAAACUUGA